This is a messenger RNA of Daucus carota subsp. sativus, 746 nucleotides long. RefSeq lists its product as uncharacterized. Bases 207 to 746 code for a protein of 179 amino acids. The record is from RefSeq and is a predicted model, not a curated record. Lineage: Eukaryota; Viridiplantae; Streptophyta; Magnoliopsida; Apiales; Apiaceae. The transcript is spliced from 3 exons.
GACAACCGUCGGUAACUGCUCCCUAUCGUCCUCAACGCACGUCUAUCCCUCCUUUUUUCAUGCACCUAGCUAUCUUUUUUACUUGCUUUUCCUCGCCUAUAUAAUAGCUGUACUUUAGCUUUCUAUAUACUCAUUCCACACUUCGAAGUCAUUAAACCAAUUGAGCGUGAAAAAGUGAGUUAAUAGUUUCUUCAGUUCAGGACAAUAUGCAGGGAAGGAUGUUUGAUCACAUUCAGAAUCUCGAGAAGUCACGCACUAACUGGAAAAUCAAAGCAAGGCUCACACGCUUUUGGCCAACAUUUGCUCCAGAAACAUCAACCAUCAAGGGAUACAAUUUGAUUCUCCUCGACGAUGAUAAUUCUCAUGUGCAUGCAUAUGUUUACCCCGAUAACUGGCGAGCUAUUGGCAAAGAGGUCGCUGAAGGGAAGGUUUAUGUUGUUGAGAACUUUCAGGUCAGAGAUACUAUUGGGAAAUUAAAACCUGUCUCAACAAAGCUUUGCCUUCGACUUCUUAAUAGUACUACCAUUAAGGAAGUGGAGGACGAUGUUAUGAUCCCAAAGCAUAAGUUUGAAUUUAUGGACAUGGGAGACUUGCUUGAGGAGUGUGACCGUUUGUCGGAGAAUCAGAAUCCGGAAUUUGCUUAUGAUGUCAUUGGUGCUGUGGAGGAGUUCGACAAGGUAAAGCGAGUUCCGACAAGAUAUGGGGAGAGAGACCAAACCCGGUUCAUAUUUACGAUGGCCGGUUAG